UAUGUUUUUUUGUGAAAUUUAUGUAAUAAGAAAACAAUAAAACAACAGUCAUAAUUCGGGCUUAAAUGUCCAUUAGAUGAUAUUUAUCAGUACGCGCUACACCGUUCCUAGUUGUUUGAUACCUGUACAUAUAUUUUAUAAAUAAAAUUCAAAAUUUCCCUUCAAAAUAGUUUUAUUUUAGUCUCUCGUUGCCAUCUGCGUUUGGAAAACAUAUCCAUGUGCGGUAAAUUGUUUUAGUGGCUGGCUCCAAUGGGUGUAUACUGGCAGCCCUCUCGUUUGAUCGUGAUAGUUGAAAAGAUUUUCUUAUACUUAAACUUGAUGCCUAAGUACAACCCGGGGGAGUGCAAAACAAAAGUGAUUAUUCCGCCCGAUGGAGGCCUACUCGCCUGGUUCAACGUCACCUUAGCGUUUUUACAGAACUGCUUUAUCCACCCGAUUGCCCUCUGCUACUACGCUACUGUGGAUUUCAAAACUUACGGCAUCUUCGGAGCGAUCUUCGUCGGGCUUCGAGUCAUGUUUGUUCCAAUUGCUAGUGCUAUAAGUAAUUGUCAUGGAUUUCGGAUAGUAAGCUUCAUAGGAUCAGUGAUCAUUUUCGUGAGCUUCACCCUAUGUUUUUUUGUAGGCGAUGGCAUCUUAAGUGGGUUUUUGUUUAGCAUAGGAGGUGUUUUAGGUCUCGGAAGUAGUAUGAUUUACAGUUGUGCAUUUGUCCUUCCGAAUCUUUGGUUCUCAAGGAAAAGAGUGAUUGUCAAUUUUGUUUCGUCAAUGGGAAAGCCGAUCGGCACACUCAUAACGCCUUGGUUGAUCGAACUGAUCAUAAAGAAGGAUGACUACAACGAGCCAAUCAAAUACACUCUUCUUUAUUUAGGAUUGGGCUGUAUUCCUCUACUGAUAAUGUCAUUCUUCAUGGGAAACAUAGCAGGAUCGAAUAUAAAGAUAACUAAAUCGCAUCGAAAAACAGGAACAAAAAAAGUUACGUUCCAUGAUUACGAAGAAGCCGAUUACCUGGCUUCAAAUUUGGAUCAGCUCGAGGAAUCCUGUGCCUACAAGAUAUUCAACGUACACAACAAUCUAUGCUAUCCUUCUGUUCAAGACAUAGUUGGACUUAACGCUAUAGAAGCUACAAUCAGUUCACGUUAUCAAAUGAGCUGUAUAGAUUAUCCGAUGAAACGCCAGCCAAAUCCGUUCUGCUAUCAGAACAUCACGCUCGUCAUGAACCCAUCAGUUGUGCGGUCCGGCGCGCGGCCUUUUUACAGAACUGACAUAUUCUUCGAGGGGAACAUAGGAAAAUUGACUAAAUACAGGACACAGGAGACCCAGCUUGAUUAUCACAUGGGGAUGACCAGAGCGCCAACAGCCAUGGAUUUGAUGCAAGAGGAAGAAAGGAAAUGCAGGAGGGAAGCUUUCUUCAGAGUCCUCGUUACAAUGUGGGAUUUUUCGAUUUUGAAAUGUCCAUCGAUUAUGUUGAUAAUGGUCGUCAUGUCCACCUCAACGAUAGGAUUUCAUACGCCGUACAUCCUGCUUAAAGAAAGAGCCAUCAACUUGGGAUAUUCCUUCCGGACGUCUCUAUAUUUUUAUUUCUUUUUUGGAUUUGGAAACUUGUUCGGAAAACUUAUGGGAUCUAUGCUGUUGAUAUUUGUUAAUAUGUUUACGGAAGAAAUAUUUUACGCGCAUAUAUUAUUUCUUGGAGGAGUGGCUUCAAUAGCUAGCAACUUUACAGACAAGUAUUAUUAUCACGUCUGCUAUUCUGUCCUGCUAGGCGCCAUAGGAGGUUUGAGCAAUUUGCGUUUGACGAUUAUUUUCAACGCAGCGGGAUUGGAUAAUUUGACGAACGUCAUGGGCGUUUACUCCUUCUUCGAUGGUAUGUCUGCAUUCCUCGGGAUCGCAUUUGCCGUCCUUUUGAAGAUCACGAUUGGUUCCUACGCAUGGAUUUACACUAUAUUCGGUUCCUUCCUUAUCCUGUCGGCCAUUCUUCUGUAUCCAGCACGACUUGUAAAGAUGUUAGUGAGAAAUAAACGUAUAAUUUAUGUCUAUAAUUUUGGUAUGGUAUCCACCAAAGUGGAGAAGUCGAGGGCCAAUGACGAUACCGAAAGGUACUCUCAUCUCGUCGCCGUCCCACCGGAUAAAGGCUAUGGCUGGGUAAUAAUUUUCGCGUGUUGCUUCGGCAACUUUUGCAUGGAUUCAGUGUCCCUCAGUUUUGCCAUGAUCUCGCCAAACAUCACCAAGUCAUUCGGAUACUCUCCCAGCCUGGUGUCCUGGCUCAUUUCCGUUUUCAACGCAUUCCUCUAUUGUAUGGGUCCCAUAGCAAGUGGUCUUGUGAACAGAUAUGGAUUCAGGGCAAUGAUGUUCCUGGGAUCAUCAUUAGCAGCAGCUUCGUUUUCAAGUUGUUACUUCUUUGAAAACAUUUAUGCACUUUUUGGGUGUUAUUCCGUGUUAGCAGGAAUUGGUGUAUCAUUCCUUUAUAUGACGAUCAUGACCUGCCCAGGAUUUUGGUUUGAGAAAAAACGUACAUUGGCAAUGGGAAUAUCAAGCUGUUCAACUGGUGCUUCUUGCCUUAUAAUACCACUUGUUUCAGAGUAUGUUCAUGAAUAUUGGAAAUGGAAUUAUCUCUUUUUGAUAGAAGGAGGAUUGUUUACUGUUUCAAUGUUUUUAUCACUUCUCCUUCGGAAGCCGCCCAUGGUAGUAGUGGAGUUGACAGAAGAAAAGCCAGAAGGUGUUCGGCAGUCUAUUAUAAACGUCAAAAAUAUUGCUCCUUAUACUGGAAUGGAAAGAAGGCAUGAUUCCAUUGCUUCAUCAGUUGCUCAGAGACCAAGAAUAAAGAAAUUGUCAUAUACAUCAGUAAUUGAAAUGCCUGAAACGAAAGCGACUUUAAAAGAACUUUGGUUCAAAAUUUGUUGCUGCAAAUAUCCAGAAAAGUUGGUCUCCAGGCCAAUGUACAAAGAAGAUAUAUUUUAUCAAUCUGAGGUUUCUCGCCUUAUGGUAACAAGGAAUGUAGGAUCUCAAGAUUUAGCUAUGUCAUUGAUGCGUUUUCCUUCAAGAAAAGAUAUUUUAGAAGAGCAAGAAUAUAAAUGUACACUGUGCCCUGAAGCAAUUGUAAAACCACUUAAGGAAAUGCUUGCAUUUAGUCUUUUAAAGAAUGAAGUCUACCUUUUACUCCUAGGAGCAAGCUUUUGCUAUUAUUUUGGUAUUUUCAUACCAUUCAUCUACCUUAAAAGGACAUAUAUCCAAAAAGGUAUUGAUGAGACUAUCAGUACAUUUUUUGUCCCAGCGCUGGGAUUUGGUGUUACGCUAGCAAGAUUAACUGUAGGUCUUUUGCUAAUGUGUACCCCUGCUCUGCACGCUAUUCAUGUAGUAUCAUUUGGGAUGGUUUCUGCAGGUGUAGUUUACUUGUUAAUGACACUUUAUGCAAAUACUUGGUAUUUAAUCUGUACCUCUUUCCUCUUAGGAAUGUGUGCAGGUGUGUUCAUUCCACUAAGGAGCAUGUUAUAUGUAGAGUAUCUAGGUUUAGAAAAUUUGACAAGAGCAAUGGGAUUUACUUUUACUAUUCAGGCUGCAGGAUCAUUUAUAGGUGUACCACUAGCAGAAAUGUCAAGAUCUGUACUGAAUGAUUUCUAUGCCACAAAUUAUGUUGGAGGUUCUGCCUUGAUGGCUGGUGGUAUAUUCUUCAUUCUUGUACAUUUCGCUGCAAAACGGCAGAGAGCCACCACUAAAACAAAGAAAGGUGCCUUUAUCCCACCAUCUCCAAAAGGAGCUAUAAAGGGUGAAUUAAAGGUGGACAAGAUUAUUAGGACAAUGGUUAAAGAUAAAUAAAAUUGAAUGCUAUACAAGAAAUAAAAAUAAAGUUUUAGAAAA
Molecule: messenger RNA, 3849 nt
Organism: Cimex lectularius (bed bug)
Lineage: Eukaryota; Metazoa; Arthropoda; Insecta; Hemiptera; Cimicidae
Exons: 18
Coding region: 250-3807 (1185 amino acids)
Biological process (GO): transmembrane transport; monocarboxylic acid transport
Molecular function (GO): monocarboxylic acid transmembrane transporter activity
Source: RefSeq, a predicted model, not a curated record